Pomacea canaliculata is the source of this 1840-nucleotide messenger RNA. RefSeq lists its product as uncharacterized. Gene Ontology annotation, molecular function: GTP binding. Lineage: Eukaryota; Metazoa; Mollusca; Gastropoda; Architaenioglossa; Ampullariidae. The record is from RefSeq and is a predicted model, not a curated record. The transcript is spliced from 4 exons. The coding region runs from base 121 to 1389 and encodes 422 amino acids.
GACGUAGUUGCUUGUAUUUUUAGUUACUCGUGCAUUGCGCAUGCGCCGUAUUGUCCUCUCACCACAGCGCGACACUCGUUGGUGCAGACGGCGGAUUGUUGACGUCUUUCUGUACACGACAUGGCGCACAGGCCAGAUCAAAUUGAAGCGUGGGCACAAGAGGAAGGCCUUGACCCUCGGACUGUUGAGAUCCUCAAGGACGAGGGUUUCACCUCAUUGUCCCUACUGCGCAUGCUCACGGCCCAUGACAUUGAAGUAACCUUUCAAGUGCCCCGCAGGUUGUCCUUGGCGCAAUGUCUUGUCCUCAAGAGAGCCCUUGCCCUUCUGCCGACUAGCACUGACCAUGUGGAUGCUCAGGUCAAGUCUUGGGCCAACAAGGAGGGGAUAAGCAACUGGACACUCACCGUGUUGGAAAGAAAGGGACUGACAUCACUAAAGAAACUGCUUUUGCUCAAAUCAGAAGAAGUAAAUGAAUUCUUCAAUACUGGAGUCUUGUCCGGAAUAGAGCUGUUAGCUUUUAAGAGGGCCAUUGAGGUACUUCAGAACAGCCAGAUUUGUUCUAAGAUGAUCCAAGAGACCAAGAGAGAGAACUUACAGACAACUGCAGAUAAAACAGGGACAAAAGGAACGAACUCCGUAACAACGGGAGAGAAAAAUCAGCAGCAGGUGUCGAAGUUGUCGGGACAAGCGAGUGUUCCCUCCUCUGACACAGGGCAGUUAAAAACAGUCAGGGGGUCGGUAGCUUCUGAUGACGGUAAAAACGAGAGUGGGUCUGGAAGCAUGCUGAGCAGACUAUUCAGUGGCAGAACAGAAAAUCUUCGCCUGGUGCUUGUGGGCAAGUCUGGAAGCGGGAUAAGUUCCACAGGAAACACUAUUCUGGGGACCAACAAGUUCAAAGUUGGAAAUGGGGUCAAAAGUGUCACUAAAGUCUGCGAGUUUAAAUCCGUGAAACAGAGAUCGUUGACCAUCGAGGUCAUGGACACCCCGGGACUGUUCGGUGACCUGUCAAACGAAGACGUCGCCAAGGACAUCGUGGGUCACGUGCGCGAGAUGAGGCCGGACGCCGUGCUGUAUGUCGUCAGGUAUGGCCGCUACACGGAGGAGGACUUCACGACCUUCAGGGAGCUCAAGACCAUGCUGGGCCCGGAUCUCCUCAGUCACGUGAUCAUCGUCUUCACGGAAGGUGACGAGCUGAAGAAAAGCAUGGGAAGUGUUCAGACCCUCAUCAGCAGCGCCAAGGACCUGCUGGGCAGAGUAUUAGAAGAAUGUGGACGUCGUGGAGUUGCUAUUGACAACCAUGCCAAACAAAGAAAACCCGAAUGCGAAUCACUCAUACUGGAGGUCCGUAAACUGACCCGAGAUAAUGAAGGGCGUCGUCUGACUGUAUAGAAACCUACCUGAGCAUGUCUCGUGUACUUUUUUUAUCAUCCUGUCAAGUACGAAACUUUGAACCUUAUUUGACCUACGUGUUCUUCACUUGUGGAGAAGGUGGAAUGGGGUGAGGAGGGUAGAGGAGACAGGAAUGAAGGCCUUUGACAUUCAUACAUAGGUCUUCGAUAUGAUAUGAGUGCUUUUCGACAUUUACCCCCAAACUGGUUUUACAAGCAUAUUCAUCGUGAGCAGUAUCACAUCGAAAAUAAAUACAUACACAAGGCAACAUACCGAUCAUUCUUCAAGAUAGACAAGUAAACACAUUGUGUCGUUGAAACAUACAAGCAUGCACAUGCUAUUAUUAAUACAAACAACAUUGUGUCAUCAAUAUAUACAAGUAUACACAUUAUAUCAUUGUUCAAGAAAUAUUUGUAUCUAAAGGAAAAUAAAUGGAGAUAUCUUAAACAUA